AUGCCACGCCCUAUCGUUAUCUCCGGCCCCAGCGGUGCUGGCAAGUCAACGCUUCUGAAGAAGCUAUUCGCAGAGUUUCCCGAACGGUUUGGGUUCUCCGUCUCGUCGACCACGCGGGCGCCUAGACCGGGCGAGGUGCAGGGCAAGGAUUACAACUUUGCCUCCGUAGAGGAGUUUCAGGCGAUGAUUGCGCAGAAGAAGUUCAUCGAGUGGGCGCAGUUCUCCGGCAACUACUACGGCACGACCGUGGCCGCGGUGCGCAAGGUCAUCGACUCCGGGAAGAUUUGUAUCCUGGAUAUCGACAUGCAGGGCGUCAAGUCCGUCAAGCAAACGGAUCUGCACGCGCGCUUCCUGUUCCUCGCGCCGCCAUCGCUUGACUCGCUACGCGAACGCCUAGUGGGGCGCGGUACGGAGACGGAAGAAUCGCUCAACAAGCGGCUAGCGGCUGCGGAGGCGGAAAUGGCCUACGCGGCCACUGGCGCCCACGACCGCAUCGUGGUCAACGAUGACAUCGAUCGUGCGUACGCCGAGUUGAAGGAAUUCAUCUUAAACGAAUGA
This is a messenger RNA of Eremothecium gossypii ATCC 10895, 558 nucleotides long. RefSeq names its product guanylate kinase (gene GUK1). The transcript has a single exon. Bases 1 to 558 code for a protein of 185 amino acids. Gene Ontology annotation, molecular function: GMP kinase activity. Lineage: Eukaryota; Fungi; Ascomycota; Saccharomycetes; Saccharomycetales; Saccharomycetaceae. The record is from RefSeq and is marked provisional. Gene Ontology annotation, cellular component: cytosol. Gene Ontology annotation, biological process: purine nucleotide metabolic process.